AACUAAUCUGCGAGUGGCAGGAAUGACCAAAAAUUAUGUUGGUACUCGUCACUUGGCGUUUUAUGAACGUUCUGCGCCACUGUGAUUUCAUUUUCGCGUUCGCGGUUCUCUUUCCGUAGCGCAGCGUAACGUGUGAGAUUUUCACGUGAAGUGUGGUUGAGUUGGACGUUUGUUUCGUUCAGCACUGCUGGGUUGUGUUUUCUGUAACUUCGAUUUGGUGUAAUACCGUUUUUUUGGGUUUAGACAUACUACGGUACACAAAAUGUCAAUCGGCGUCCCAAUUAAAGUGCUCCACGAAGCCGAAGGGCACAUUGUAACCUGCGAGACGAACACCGGUGAAGUUUAUCGAGGGAAAUUAAUUGAAGCUGAAGACAAUAUGAAUUGUCAAAUGUCAAAUAUUACAGUGACAUAUAGAGAUGGACGAGUUGCUCAACUAGAAAAUGUAUACAUUCGGGGAUCGAAAAUCCGUUUUCUCAUAUUACCCGAUAUGUUAAAAAAUGCUCCAAUGUUCAAAAGACAAGGCAAUAAAGGAACAGGGGGCGCGGGAAGAGGAAAAUCUGCUAUACUAAGAGCACAAGCUGCCAGGGGUCGUGGUAGAGGUGCAAGAGGUCGUGGCACCAGUGGUUGGCAAGCUGGUCCAGCUAGUGGGACUAGGGGAGGUAGAGGAGAUAGACCAUGAGAGACAGUAUAAGCAAUUUCACAAGGACUGUUUUCUUUAUUCAUAAUUUUUUUUAACUUAAGUAUUAUAUUGUACUUGGAUGUGAUGUGAGUUUCAUUCGUAGAUUUUCAAAUGAUAAGUGUUGAUACGUCUGGAUAUCAUUUAAUAUUAUAAGACUAUGAAGUGAAAGUUUCUACUUGAAGAUCAUAAAUAUUCUGUUAAGACACUGAAAUUAAUGUACUAGUGAACAUUGAAUAUUGUAAUUGAAAUACAUCUUUUGUAACUUGUGUA
Molecule: messenger RNA, 949 nt
Organism: Gryllus bimaculatus (two-spotted cricket)
Lineage: Eukaryota; Metazoa; Arthropoda; Insecta; Orthoptera; Gryllidae
Source: the annotation of a GenBank genome assembly